Molecule: messenger RNA, 1449 nt
Organism: Prunus armeniaca (apricot)
Lineage: Eukaryota; Viridiplantae; Streptophyta; Magnoliopsida; Rosales; Rosaceae
Source: the annotation of a GenBank genome assembly
AUGACGUAUAAUUCUGCUUUAUUCUCUACUACUAUUCCGCCUCAUUGUGAUCAUGUUCUGAUUGUUAAUAAUGUUGUUGCUCCUAUCAUGGAGGCAAGUUCUAUACUCUUGACACUUGUUUUACUAUUGGAUAAAGUGUUACUGGUUCAAUCUUUGUCUAAUAAUUUAUUAGCUAUGCCGCAAGUUACUGAGCAGUUAAACUGCGUUGUACUUAUGUAUUCGUCUUUUAUCUUACUACGGGAUAUCCAGAUUCAGAAGAUCUUUGGUCGUGGUACUAAAAAGGAGGGGCUUUAUUAUGUGGAUGAUGUGGCAACUAGUUGGGUUCUUCGAGCUGGUAGAGCCGAAACUUCUCAACAUUGCCAGAUUUGGUUGCUACAUAGCCGAUUUGUGAUGUCAACGAGUCUGCUUUUCAAUGUCAAACUUGUAUUUUAUCUAAGAGUCAUCGAGUAUCCUACCUUUCAAGGUAUACUCUAUGAGACUACUUGCCCUCAAACACCACAACAGAAUAGGGUUGCUGAACGUAGAAAUAGGCAUAUCCUUGCUGCUGCCCGUGCUCUGCUGCUUGGUGCGUCAGUUCCAAAACUGUUAUGGAUAGAUGCUGUUACUCUAUGCAGUCUAUCUCUUGAAUCGUCUACCUUCACGAGUUUUGGAUUUCCAAACUCCUAUGCAAGUACUGACCCAUCAUCUCUCUACCUCUUCUAUGUUGACUUUGUCUCCAAAAGUGUUUGGUUGUGUCAUCUAUGUUCACCUCCAUCAGAAUCAGAGGAGCUGGACCCCUGUGCUCUCUGCUGUUUCUUUAUGGGUUUCUCUUCUCAUCAGAAAGGUUACCGAUGCUAUCAUCCUGCAACCCGACGUCUUUAUGUCUCUAUGAAUGUUACCUUUAUUGAGGAUGAAAUGUUCUUCUCUGAUACACCCGAGCAUAUCCUUCAAGAUGAGACUAGUAGUGGAGGACAUAACUGGCUAGAUUUACAAGGGGGAGUAGUAUUGGAUAGUUUGAUACAAAGGGAAGAACCGACCGAACAUGUUGAACCGGCUGAACCUGAUACACAGGCCGAACCUGCUACACUAGCUGAACCUGCUAUUUUAAUUGAUGUCACUAUUGUCACUGAACCGAUUGCCCCCCAUGAAGCUUCUCUAAUAGUACCCGAUCAAGCUCCCAUGGAUAAUCUUGAGGUAAGUGCUUCUAUUCAUACUGCUGAUAAUUCUUAUGUUUUACCGCCUAGACGGAACCGUGGGGUUCCACCUGAUCAUAACUCACCAGAAGGCAAAGCAAGAUAUGCUAUUGCCUAUUAUGUAUCUGAUCACAUGUUAUCUCAUGAGUGCAAAGCUUUUGUGACCAAAAUGGAUAGUAUUAAAAUUUCAACCUGUGUUAAGGAGACAUUUAAUAAUCCAAAGUGGCGUGAAGCCAUGAAUAUUGAAAUGGAGGCGUUGCAGAAAAAUAAUACAUGA